AUGGAAAAAGGCCAAGAGGAGGUCGACGUAGCCGAAUCUUUUGUCACCGCCUUUUACCAUGACUCGGAAGAUGAAGACGUCUCUGUUCAAACCAGGAAUGAAGAUAUAUUUGAGCUAUAUUGGAACUCUCGACCGUUAACACCACUGGAACGAAGAAAUCCUGAAGAUGCGACCACAGGUUGCACUGGUGAUCCAACCAGCCAGAUAUUUCUGAUAGGCCCAAAAAUGCUAUCUCAUGACAAUAGCCAGAGCGUCAGAGAAGAUAUCAUCAGAUCAAAAAGCAACGUGGGGUCGACUGAGAAUAGAGAGGAGAGCGAUGCAGCUCCAGCAACCAAAAGGACAAUGCCAGAAAGCGAAACAGCUUCAGAAGUAUGCAAAAUAGACUCUGUUACUUCGCCCACGCUGACCGAGUACACCGGUAACCGUUUUCAGGGUCUACCGGAAGAGAAGACACCUGUCGAGGAGGUCUAA
This is a messenger RNA of Psilocybe cubensis, 471 nucleotides long. RefSeq lists its product as uncharacterized. The transcript is spliced from 2 exons. NCBI's taxonomy places the organism in Eukaryota, Fungi, Basidiomycota, Agaricomycetes, Agaricales, Agrocybaceae. The record is from RefSeq and is a predicted model, not a curated record. Bases 1 to 471 code for a protein of 156 amino acids.